Molecule: messenger RNA, 936 nt
Organism: Antechinus flavipes (yellow-footed antechinus)
Lineage: Eukaryota; Metazoa; Chordata; Mammalia; Dasyuromorphia; Dasyuridae
Product: olfactory receptor 8D4
Exons: 1
Coding region: 1-936 (311 amino acids)
Biological process (GO): G protein-coupled receptor signaling pathway; sensory perception of smell
Cellular component (GO): membrane
Molecular function (GO): olfactory receptor activity; G protein-coupled receptor activity; odorant binding
Source: RefSeq, a predicted model, not a curated record
AUGGGAAGAGGAAACCAGUCUGAAGUAACUGUGUUUAUUCUUGUAGGACUAACAGAUGAGCCAGAACUUCAGUUGCCCCUCUUCUUCAUGUUCUUAGGCAUCUAUGUGGUCACAGUGGUGGGGAAUCUGGGCAUGAUCAUACUGAUUAGACUUAGUUCUCAUCUCCAUACUCCCAUGUACUAUUUCCUCAGCAGUUUGUCUAUUUUAGAUGUCUGUUAUUCCUCUGUCAUUACCCCCCAAAUGCUAGUGGGAUUCUUAUUCAGAGAUAAAACUAUCUCUUAUACUAGGUGCAUGACUCAACUCUUUUUCUUCUGCAUUUUUGUUAUUUCUGAGUGCUAUAUGCUGGCAGCCAUGGCUUAUGAUCGCUAUGUUGCCAUCUGUAGCCCCCUAUUGUACAACAUCAUCAUGUCCCCUCGGACCUGCUCCUUGCUUGUUCUUGCUGUGUUCUCUGUUGGCUUCACUGAUGCAGUGAUACACACAGGAUGUAUAUUGAGGCUGCCAUUCUGUGGGUCAAACGUAAUCAGUCAUUACUUCUGUGACAUUGUUCCCCUCAUCAGACUCUCCUGCUCUAGUACUUAUCUAGAUGAGCUCUUGAUUUUUAUUAUUGGUGGAUUCAACAUGGUAGCAACCAGCCUUACAAUCAUAAUUUCUUAUGCUUUCAUUCUCUCUAGCAUCCUGCGCAUCAACUCUAAAGAGGGCAGGUCAAAAGCCUUUAGUACUUGCAGUUCCCAUCUCAUGGCUGUCACUGUGUUUUAUGGAUCCCUUAUGUUCAUGUAUCUCAAACCUGCUUCCAAUAGCAAGCUGGCCCAGGAAAAAGUGUCCUCGGUAUUUUAUACUACAGUAAUUCCCAUGCUGAACCCCCUGAUCUAUAGUCUGAGAAAUAAAGAGGUGAAGAAUGCAUUGAGGAAACUCACAGAAAGGAAAAUAUUUUCUUAG